This is a messenger RNA of Colletotrichum tamarilloi, 348 nucleotides long. RefSeq lists its product as uncharacterized. The record is from RefSeq and is a predicted model, not a curated record. The coding region runs from base 1 to 348 and encodes 115 amino acids. The transcript has a single exon. NCBI's taxonomy places the organism in Eukaryota, Fungi, Ascomycota, Sordariomycetes, Glomerellales, Glomerellaceae.
AUGAAGCUAACGUUCGCCCUCACCGCCCUCCUUGCCACAACCGCCAUGGCCGGAGUGGCAAAGAUACGCCACGAGGACGAGACUCUUGAAGACAGCUACAAACGUCGCUCCGUCAAAGCUGGAAUCGUCCCUGUCAAAGAAGAGGACAUCAUCUCUCUUGGCGACAGGGCAGUCAAGGCUGGAAUUGUUCCUGUCAAGGAAGAAGACAUCAUUUCUCUGGGAGACCGCUCAGUCAAGGCGGGCAUCGUGCCAGUCAAGGAAGAGGACAUCAUUUCUCUGGGAGACCGCGCUGUCAAGGCUGGCAUUGUUCCGGUAAAGGAGGAGGACAUCAUCUCACUCGGAGAUUAG